This is a messenger RNA of Gigantopelta aegis, 1317 nucleotides long. Its product is annotated as protein amalgam-like. Lineage: Eukaryota; Metazoa; Mollusca; Gastropoda; Neomphalida; Peltospiridae. The transcript is spliced from 10 exons. The record is from RefSeq and is a predicted model, not a curated record. Gene Ontology annotation, cellular component: neuron projection. Bases 1 to 1317 code for a protein of 438 amino acids.
AUGUCGGAUGACAGACACGAACGGUUUGGUGGAGACUUUACAAACACCAAACCGACGUUUUACGGGAUUACAGUCGCUGACGGUCUGAGUCAAUCGGCGACAGUCUAUGCUCGACUGGCCCCAAAGUUCAACAACACUCCUGAACACGUGACGUCAACAGCCGGAAGUAAAGCAAUUUUACCUUGCACGGUGGAAUAUCUAGGCGACUAUUCGGUGAUCUGGGUGAGCCCGCGGACGACUCUGAUCAGUCACGAGGACAGGCGAGACAUCGACGACCAGCGAAUCAGCGUGGAGAGGCCGUACGUUAAGGAGUGGAACCUGCACAUCCGCAACGUGCGCUACAACGACAGCGGCAGCUACAAGUGUCAGAUCAACACCAACCCGGUACAGGUCAAAGAGGUCAAGCUCUCAGUUCUAGUUCCACCAAAUAUUCUUAGCGGGGCUUCAUCUGACGACAUUCGGCUGCGAGAAGGCGAAAACGCCAAACUCGUCUGCAAUGUUACGGGAAUUCCCGCCCCAACAGUCACGUGGUUCAGACGUCACUUCAGGAAAGGCAGGGGACAUAAGGAAAAACUGAACGACGAAGGCCAGGUUUUAUUCAUUCACAACGUGUCUCGGUACUGGGACGAUAUUUAUGAGUGUUUUGUCGACAACGGCGUAUCUCCAUCUGUCAGCAAGGCCAUCAGUGUCGUUGUUGAAUGCCGGCAGCGCAGUCUUUUGAUCUCCGCAAUCUUCACGAUAGGAAGGGAGACAAUUCUGACGUGCGACAUCUACGCUUUCCCGCAACUUGUGACGCUGUGGAAACGGAAGGGGAAGCAACUCUUUACUGGCGACCGGUAUACCGUCGAGGCGAACACCGACAUUGACAAUAGACUGGUAACGCUGAGUCUGCGCAUCAACCAUUUGCUGAAGGAGGACUUUGGCAAAUACGUAUGCCAGGGAAUAAACUCACUCGGAGACGACGAUGCCAGCGUUGUUCUGUAUGAGCUGAAGCCAAACACACAGACAAAGGUUGGAACUAAGUCUCUUGGACUUCACUACAACAGGUCGGACACGCCCACGACCAGCAGAUAUUUGCACGGAAUUCCCUUCAACAACAACAUCAACAUCAACCGCAGUGACACACGUGGCCCUUUAUCACGAAACGACUUCCCUGAUCGGCUACCCCCACUGGGACGCCCAGUGGGCUACAAUGGUGAUGGAGGCGUCGAAAUGGGAACUACCAAGAACACGUCAUCCAAGGAAGCGGUGUCGUGGAUUCUCAUUGUCUUGUUGCUAACAGUCUCAAAUAUAAACCACCAUCAUGAUAUAUCAUGA